This is a messenger RNA of Sebastes umbrosus (honeycomb rockfish), 1795 nucleotides long. RefSeq names its product homeobox and leucine zipper encoding b (gene homezb). The record is from RefSeq and is a predicted model, not a curated record. The transcript is spliced from 2 exons. Gene Ontology annotation, molecular function: DNA-binding transcription factor activity, RNA polymerase II-specific; DNA binding. Gene Ontology annotation, biological process: regulation of transcription by RNA polymerase II. NCBI's taxonomy places the organism in Eukaryota, Metazoa, Chordata, Actinopteri, Perciformes, Sebastidae. Bases 149 to 1612 code for a protein of 487 amino acids. Gene Ontology annotation, cellular component: nucleus.
GAUAAGGAGGAUGUGGACUCUGUAGUCCAGGUGGUGUUGAUGUAUCUGGAUGCACUGGGUGGUUUGAACCAGAUCAGCAGAACAACAUAGCUCCUCUCAUACUUACAAGACUGUUGCUGCUGUGAGCUCAAAGAACUCAUUCCCACACAUGAUGAGGCAAAAAGCAGGUGGAGGACUCCCCCUGCUCAGACAGAAGACACCCAACACUCCUGGAGAGACUUUAUCAGAGAUGAACAUCGCCCCGAUGGCUUUCAGUCUGAACCAGAGCAAUGCAGUGUGUCUCCCCCUGGUCUCUGACAGUCAGGGGCUUAUAUGGGUGCACUCAAAUGAGAUCAACCUCCAGCUGGACGGUGCAGCAGAGCUGGAAAAGGCCUUCGACCGGUUUCCAUACCUGACAGAGAAACAGACGGCUGCACUGGCGCAGCGCUGCUUCCUGCACCCAGACCAGGUGAAGGUGUGGUUCAUGGUGCAGAGGCUCCGCUAUGGCAUCAGCUGGGACUUCAAAGACAUCCCCAAGGUUCGGACGAUUUUCAAGGCAAGACGGGGAAAGGAAAAGCUGCAAAACGAAAAGGGGGAAGAGGUAAAAGAGGAUAGAGGAGAGAAAUGCAAAAGAGAGGUAGAAGACGCUGGUGGGAAGGAGGCAGGAGGGGUUAGGGAGAAACAGAAGGCAAGUGAGGGAGAAAAUGUGAGGACUAAUGAGCGAUUGGCGAGAAAAAUGAAGCAGGAGCAACCAAUGAAGAAAGAGAAGGACAAAGAAGUAGAAGAAGACACAGGGAAUACUCUGAAGAAGCGGAAAAGGAUGACAGUGACAGACAAGAUGGGAAAGAAGAGAAUAAGGCAAGGGGAGGAGGGUGUUGUGGAGACAGCAGAAGAAGUAGAAACAAGAAGUGAUGACGCUGAGAGGGGGUGUGAAAAAUCCACUCAGUCGGAGACGACACUUUUUACCAGAAAGAAAAUGAAGGCAAAAGCAGACAAAGGAUUACUGUCCGUCCAAGAGUGGCCUGUCCACGAGAGCUUCGUGGUGCCUGAUGAGCUGCUGGAUGCUCAGCUCAUCCCCCUGCUUCAAACUCAGGCCUUUGACGUGCCUCCUCUCACUGAUAACCAGACAGAACUGCUGAAAAGAGUGGACGCUUCCACCUCACAUACUCGUAUGACCCCUGUGAAAAGCAGCUUUAAGGGGGAAACAGAAAUGCAGACGCACGCAGAGUCAACCACAGACGUUGGCAAACUGGAGCUCAUGGACAUGAAUCUUGUUGCAGACAGUUCACUCACCGUCACCGCACACACGCACACACUCCCCCCUCGGGUCCGCUGGACGACAAAGACGCAGACUCAGCUGGAUAUGAUGAGGGCGGCUUUCUCGCACUCUCAGUAUCCAGACGGGGAGGACUACAACCGACUGGCGAGGGUGAUCAACGUCGCCCGCUACGAGUUGGUCCAGUGGUUCGGCGACAUGCGCUACUACAUCAAGAAGAAAGGAAAGCCAGGCUGGAUGAGUCAGGAGCAGCACAGCCGGGCACUGGCCAACGUCAGGUACCGGCAGUGGCUGAACACGCUGGUAAAGAUGCAGCCACUAGUGGCGGGCAGUAAGGGCGACGGAAAGGCAACCUGAAAGAUGAAGCUUGACUAUGGCGAGGAGGAAAGUGUGCCGCCGCCUCCAGAGUAGAAAUGGUACCACACUCUCUGUACAUAAUAUCCCUCUGAGGAGAAUUGGAAGCAGUGGAGUGACUUGUCGUGUUCGUGUUGGACGUUUUGAACAUUAAGACAGAUGUUUGAUAAAAUGUUUCCAAAUUAA